Molecule: messenger RNA, 173 nt
Organism: Funneliformis geosporum
Lineage: Eukaryota; Fungi; Glomeromycota; Glomeromycetes; Glomerales; Glomeraceae
Source: the annotation of a GenBank genome assembly
AUCAAUACCUAUAUAAAAUUUGGGAUAAUAGUAUUAUUCCAAGACAUUUUCUUAGUAUAAAUAAUGCAGAUAAAAUAGAAGCCAUACUCUCAAAUCGCGAGAGUCAUUCUUUAUAUGAAUUCAUUGAUAGAGAUGAGCCUCUCUGGCCUAUUUUGAUUUUAACUUGCCUGUAG